Molecule: messenger RNA, 459 nt
Organism: Pseudophryne corroboree (corroboree frog)
Lineage: Eukaryota; Metazoa; Chordata; Amphibia; Anura; Myobatrachidae
Exons: 1
Coding region: 1-459 (152 amino acids)
Source: RefSeq, a predicted model, not a curated record
AUGGACAAGGCCAUGUCAACAAGCAGCAAGGGGAAGAUAGAGCAAAUGCAAGAAAUCCCUUAUCAAAAUGCUGUUGUUAGUUUGAUGUAUGCAAGUAUUGGGACACGUCAUGACAUCACAUAUGCAGUGAGUCGGGCAUGCCAGUUUGCAAAUAAUCCUGGGAGACAACACUGGAUUGCAGUAAAAAUAAUUCUAAGGUACCUAAAAGGUACAAGUUCACAAAAGCUGACAUUUACAAAAUCAAAAGACACCAGCUUGAAAGUAUUCUGUGAUGCUGACUGGGGGUCAGAUGAGGAUGAAAGACGUUCCUACACUGGAUACCUUUUUGCAUUAGCAGGCGCAGCUGUCAGCUGGGAAAGUAGGAAACAGCCCAUAGUUGCUCUUUCUACAACAGUGGCGGAGUAUAUGGUGCUCACAGAAACUUGGAAAGAAGCACUUAGUAUAACAAAGACUUUGUGA